UGUAGAGCUCCAACCCUCAAGACUUGCUAUUAUAAUCCACGGUGCAGAUGCUAUCCAGAGCGCCGAGUGUACGGGGACAGCUACAUUUCCAGCUCGCACACCCGUCUUCGACUUGAUCGCAGAAGGUGUUCCAAGCGACGGGGGCGCACUGGUGGACUGUUCUCUUACGCAACGGCCUCACGCCAAAAUACAUCACCAUCCUGAGGGACUUCUCUGGACAACACCUUUCUGGUCCUCGACUGUCAAGGAUCCAUGAUCCUGCGACUAGUCUUGAACUCGAAGAAAUCCUGUUGCUUGGAGGCUGACGACCGGUCGACCACGAGAUUUUGCAACGAUCACAACCGAGCCACCUGAGAUAGCGUACAGUACCUGACCACGUCGAAAUAGACGGAUCUGAUCUGUGAAGCUGUCGAGUUGUUGGCACGAGGUGUAUUUUCUAGGGCGUCAUAGCGACAGCAACCAUGUUCCCACCACAGCAAGGCAUUUCGCUCGACCUCGAAGCACUCUCGGGGAUUUGCGGGUCCAUCUCGAUCGCCUGCUGGGUGGUAGUCUUCUCACCCCAGAUCAUCGAGAACUUCCGACGCGGUUCGGCCGAGGGACUGUCAAUUGUGUUUAUUGUCAUCUGGCUGGCGGGCGAUGUAUUCAACAUCCUAGGCGCCAUUCUUCAGGGUGUGUUGCCCACCAUGAUCAUCUUGGCCGUCUACUACACGUUGGCCGACAUUGUGUUACUGGGCCAAUGUUUCUACUAUCGCGGGUUCACACUGAGUGAUGAAAUCAAGAAAGAAGACAACCACCAUCAGCAACAGGAAUCUCAUCAUGGCGAAACUCGACCUUUGUUGCUGGGCGGACCUACUACGCGACCGUCUUCUUCUUCGGCCGAGCGCGAACAUGACCACGACCACGACGAGGAUGACGACGGCCACCCUCGCCAUAUUGCCCGACUACGUCGUCACCUGUCCUUCGAUGGAGCCCAUCACUUGUCGCCCGUGACUCCGCUCAUCGACCCGCCGAAACCGAACGAGCUGCCUGCGGCGGUCAAGAGCAACAAUGCCAAACCGAUGACGGCGUGGCAAGCCGCUUUGUUCAACAUCUUUGCCAUCUUGCUGGUCUGCGCUGCGGGGGUAUUGGGCUGGUGGAUCGGCGAACGCAGCAAGGCUCGCAGACACCAUCGUCACCAUGGUGGUGGUGGUGGUGAGGACGCGCCUCCGUCCUGGGAACCGUUGCAAUUCGAUCCGCUGGGCCAGGUAUUUGGCUAUCUCUGUGCCGUGCUGUACUUGGGCUCGCGGAUUCCGCAGCUCUUGUUGAACUAUAAGCGGAAGAGUACCGAGGGGGUGUCACUGCUUUUCUUCCUGUUUGCCUGCAUUGGCAAUCUGACCUAUGACAUGUCCAUCUUUGCUUAUUCGCCCGUCUGUCGCGAUCCAGGGCACUGUCAACCGGGCGAGGCGAGGGCCAUUUAUUUACGCUAUAUUGCCGUCAAUGCUAGUUGGAUCGCCGGCAGUCUGGGCACGUUGUUGCUCGACAUGGCGAUCUUUGUCCAAUUCUUUCUGUACAAGAAGCCCGAAGAAGAAGAGGAGGCGGAUCAGGUUGCUGGUAAUCAUCAUGUCGGAAACGGCAGUGGCAGUGAUGCUCGGCGGAAUUGGCGAGACGGGGCAGCUGUCCGAGACGGCGAUGGCCCUCAUCGAGGAUAUGGAUCUUCCUAGAUUCGAGGGGAAAAGUGUGUCGGAUGCCAGAGAGGAACAAAAGUUGUUUUUUUGUUGCUGUUGGUUCUAUGCGCAGGCUCGUCUCAGGUGUCGUGAGCCUGGUGCAGGCUGGAUCUAGGACUACUACAAUGUCGCUGGACUGAUCUCGCUUUUGUCAUGCGAGAGACCUAGUCCCUUCCGGGGCCUUGGCUUGUUGUUCCGCUGCUGGCCAGGAGAUGCCAGGCCCGGAUAGAAUUGGACGUUUCAGAAUACAGAACAGACAUGGCACAAAGGGCGCGCGCAAAGAUGCAUGCCACUUGGGAAAGUUAGUAAGUCUACCCACUUUGAAAAACUCGUCUCAACCUGAGUCGGUGUGGUGGUCGUUCUGACAUCAAGAAAAGCGUGGCAUGUUGAUUCUUGGGUCAUCAAUGUGAUGGUGUAGACGCCCGACGGUAGAUGCUAUAUCCGGUCUAUGGCACAUCACCAGAUCUGUAUACCAGGUACUAUGUGAAAGCGAAACUGAUGGAACUCGGAGCCCUCAUAGUACUGUACAACCGACAGGAACCUGUACCAUUGUAUCUCCAUGAAUACAGUACCUCUACCUCCAGUAGUGGUGGUGAUACCGCCGUUGUCC
Exophiala dermatitidis NIH/UT8656 is the source of this 2313-nucleotide messenger RNA. RefSeq lists its product as uncharacterized. The record is from RefSeq and is a predicted model, not a curated record. Gene Ontology annotation, cellular component: fungal-type vacuole membrane. The coding region runs from base 462 to 1700 and encodes 412 amino acids. Gene Ontology annotation, biological process: basic amino acid transmembrane export from vacuole. Lineage: Eukaryota; Fungi; Ascomycota; Eurotiomycetes; Chaetothyriales; Herpotrichiellaceae. The transcript has a single exon.